This is a messenger RNA of Acanthochromis polyacanthus (spiny chromis), 4785 nucleotides long. RefSeq names its product low density lipoprotein receptor-related protein associated protein 1 (gene lrpap1). The record is from RefSeq and is a predicted model, not a curated record. Gene Ontology annotation, cellular component: endomembrane system; endoplasmic reticulum-Golgi intermediate compartment; endosome. Gene Ontology annotation, biological process: negative regulation of receptor internalization; negative regulation of very-low-density lipoprotein particle clearance. Bases 326 to 1207 code for a protein of 293 amino acids. Lineage: Eukaryota; Metazoa; Chordata; Actinopteri; Pomacentridae. The transcript is spliced from 10 exons. Gene Ontology annotation, molecular function: heparin binding; low-density lipoprotein particle receptor binding; very-low-density lipoprotein particle receptor binding.
GUGCAGGCUUCUCAGCAGCAAAAUGUCCAUGGUGGAAAAGAGGCACUCUCCUCACCGCGUCCUCUCCCAUCCCGACUGCGACCGCAUCUCUCCACCUCCGCCUCCCCGCUGUGUCCUGAGAGAGCAGACUGAGUGAGCAGGAGCUGCUGGUUGGAGGUGACAUUGGUGUCCAAACGCAAACUGACAGCGGCUAAGUCCCUCACCACGGAGCGCACGGUCCGCUCCGUCCUGUGCACACACUGGAGCAUAGGAUGUGACCUUGACCUUGGCAUCGUUGCGAUGGAAGUGACUGGGUGUCAAGCUGGAUGCAUUUUAAACAUAAGAGAUGCAAUUGCCCCCAGUCCGGCAAGCUGAGCUGCACAGUGACCUGAAGCUCCAGGAGAAAGAUGAGCUGCAGUGGAAGAAAAUGAAGGUGGAGGGUCUGGAUGAAAACGGGGAGAGAGAGGCUCAACUCAGACGUAACUUCAAUGUGAUCCUGGCCAAGUAUGGGAUGGACGGCAAAAGGGACACUCGGCCACUGGAGAGCAACUUACUGAAAGACCACGACACCAAAGAGGGAGACAUGUUUGAUGACCCCCGACUGGACAAGCUCUGGAACAAGGCCAAGAGCUCUGGAAAGUUCUCCAAUGAGGAGAUGCUGAGCCUGAAGAGGGAGUUCCAGCACCACAAGGACAAGGUCCACGAGUACAACAUCCUCAUGGAUACCGUCAGCAGGACCGAAGAAAUACACAAGAAUGUGAUCUCUCCCCUGGAGGGCGAUGCCAAAGAGCACGUGCUGCACCAGAAGCACACAGAGCUGAAGCAGAAAAUGAGAGACCUCAACCAGGGCUUCGAGCGCCUCCGUAAGCUCAGCCACGAGGGCUUCACUGAAGACAGCGAGUUUCGGGAGCCUCGUGUGAUUGAGCUUUGGGAGGCUGCCAAGAGAGCCAACCUCAGCAAAGAUGAGCUGGACUCUCUCAAGGAGGAGCUGCAUCACUUUGAGACCAAGGUGGAGAAGCACAGCCAUUACCAGGAGCAGCUGGAGCUGUCCCACCAGAAGCUGCGACAUGUGGAGGCCUUAGGAGACAAAGAGCACAUCAAGAGGAACCAGGAAAAGUACAACACGCUCGCCGAGAAGACGAGGGAGAUGGGCUACAAGAUGAAGAAACAUUUGCAGGACUUGUCCAACAAGAUUUCUCGUGAGGGACUCCAACACAAUGAGCUCUGAGAGGCUCAGAUCAUGUUCAGCACAUCACUGAAGGUUAAAUGAACUGAAAUAUUUUGCUCUGCUGUCACACAAGGUACGCUAUGUUCCACCAUUCCCCUGCAACAACUGUAAAAUGUAUAUUAAUCAGUGUUUUCCACUUAAGGUUUUGUACUUUUCUAUUCUGCAAAUUGCUGAAUGAAUGAAAUGUAGAUUGUUUGUACAUAGUCUGAAUAUGACAUUCUGAUAAUUGUAAUAAAUAACUGAUCAGAUUCACAGUCAAGGUAAAAUAGAAUAGUUCACAUACUGUUGUCCUCUAUAGCAAUAUGUAUUUGUACAGCUAACAGCAGGCAGAUGUCGAAGAAAUGUCUGUUUGAGGAUAAAAAAAACACUGCCUCAGUAUAGCCAAAAUUGUUUCAGUACCUUUUGAGGGAUUGGGAGCUGAAGUUCAGCUGAGUGCUAGUUUCUUAAAUACUACAUAACGUAGGCUGACACCUCUGUAGCAAUUCAUCUGCUGAAACAUUGUAAUCUAACUCUGAUCAAUUAAAAACAAUGGAGAUUAGAAGAAGCACUGACACCCAGGGACCUGAAAAUGAAACAGCAACCUUUAUUAUUCCAUAAGAUACAGGCGCCAACAACAUACAUACAUAAUGUUAAAAAUAUAGUUUAUUAUUAUUCAUACUGUCUUGGCAUAAAUAAAAACAAUUAGUAUUUACAAGUCCUGUAGAGGAAAGCAGUGUCUGUAGUGACAUUAAGAGGCUUAUUCUUGGUAAAAUGUUACAUUUUUCUCACUCUUCACUUUUUUCCUCAUUGUUUUCUCAUGAGAGACACUAGUGGGGAACUAAAACUACAAAACUAAAUUUGCGUCGGAUAGUGAACAUUUUGUCCAGAUGAUAUAAAGAGGGAGGUGAGAAAUCAAAACGCACUCUGUGCUUUUCCAUUCAUCAGUUCCCUCCCUCACAGACCAGCAGCAGAGGCAUUGAUUAGUGUGAUGAAUAAUGUUACUGGGUGGCUGAUUACUCAGUCGUGUCCUGCUUGGGCCACAUGGACCUGGAUUAAUGCAAUUUGAACGUGGGGUAUAACUCUGAGCUGCUUCUUUCAAUCAAAUGCUCUUCCGCUCUGAUGUGGAAUGAUACCCAGGCAGGUUGGGGCUCUUAGCAGCUGAUAGGAAGGUGUCAGUGCGAUGACGAGGGUUUAAUCUUAGAAUUAGAUCAUAUUCUGUCCAAAGCCCAAACAGGAAAUUGGUGAGAGAACUAACAAUACAUAAUCUGUGCCCCAACAGUCUAAAGAAAAUAAAUCUAGCUAGAAUUUAAAUGACAUUCCAGCUUGACAAAAAUCUAACAAAAUGCUAUUUAAAGCUGCUGUUUGUCUCUUGUCAGUGGUAAACAUUUGUUCAGUGCCAUUCCUUCAUAAUUAAGUCUAUUUGUACUAGGACAAUAAUGUCCAGGUCAGCUAGACGGUCAAUAUGCGCUCUUCCAACCAUAUUCUCAUUGGUAGGUGUUUUAUAAGAAGAAAAAGCGCUUCAUCGAUCAUCUUCCAUGGUUAAUGAAUUAUGUUUGUUGGCAGGAGGAGCAGACUACCUGUGAACACUCCGACAUUUUCACAACUUUGAACGCCCCCAAACUAAUGAAGAGACAAGGUCUGACCUUUUUAACAUUUAAUAAUAGUUUACUCUGUAUCAGCUUCAAACUUACUAACAUGAUGUCUAACAAGUUGUCAGUGUGGCUGCAAUUUGUAAUAAUAAGAAUGGAACAAAGUUGAGUGUAAACAAACAGCAGCUUGUGUAUCACAGCUCAACAGCUAGCAUGACAUAUGGUCUAAAAAUGGAGGGCUAACUUGUCGGGGUUAUAUUGCUCAUGAUUUCUCGUGUAGCACACAGAGUAUAUAUAGAUUCAUUACAUUAAUAAGGAGGUUAAAAAGAUUUAAUAUGCAACAAAAACAGUUUUAGAAUCUAUUUAGGGUAACACAGCUAACAAAGUGCACUCAGUCCACUGUUUCAGUUAAACUAGAGAUAAUGAGAGAUAAUCCUCAACCAGGUAACUGGUUCUUUUCAUUAGACUCUAAAGUUAUUUAACUUGACAAUACCCAUACUGAUUUUCCUGCUUUGAUUAGAGAAGAGGCUUUACAUCCAGCUUGCUCUUGGCGUAACUGCUGCUACUGGCACACACUGGAGCCAUUAAAAUAUAUUACUGAAUGUGCCCGCUGUUACAAAACUACCUCUUAGAUCAAACAUAUUGAAAUAUGCUAAUUGUAAUAAGUUCACACUCAAAGCCUCAAGCAUGAUGGAACAUCCAAAUGCAGACAAGUUAGCCUACUGUUUAUAGAUGAUGUGCCAUGCUGUGAUAUGCAAACUGCCUUCUGCAAUGUUCAUAUGCUGCUUGUAAGCUGUUAAUUUUAACAAAAGGCAGCCACAUUGAUGACGUCUCUCACAUGGUGUCAAUUAGUGUGGAGCCAACUCAGAGUGCACAUUCAGUAAAUGUUGAGGAACCUACCGGUGUCCAAUAGGUUGCAAGAGUGAAAAACAUUCAAAAGGCAGGGUGUUUUGAAAACAAUCCCGUUGCAUCUUCCUCUUGCCAUCAAACAUAAUGCUUAAUCAGGAAAAGGCUAUUGACAGUUCUUGUCAAUGCGCUCAACCAAUGGAGAUUUGGUCGGAUGAGAGAUGCAAACCAACCAAUCGACCUGAAGACCACAGCCCUAAUUUAUGCCAAUCCUCAGCAGUAAUCUUAAAAGAGGCAGGUUUUCCUCAAGCCUCUGCAGAUAUAAGUGCCAUGCAGCCAAACAAGUAACAUUUCCAGGUUAAAGGCUAUCAAGAAAAUUGCAGGAAAAUGCUCGUUUAACAACAACUAUGUAAGAAAUUACACUAAAACAAGACAAGAUGGCAGCUGCAUUAGAGAACUCCCAGACAUUAAGGUUUUUUUCCUGUUAUUCUUAGUGGAAUGGAUUGAUUGUGGGAAUUUCUGUACACUGGCAUGACUACGGCUGUGUUUAAGUCAACAAUGGCUGGUAUGAUGAUCAACUGCAUUUGAGCAUUUCAGCUUAUUCAGACAGAUAGAGAGAAAAGAAAAGUAUUUUGAAGUGCCACCGAGUCACUUUGGUGGCCUUAGCCGCCUGCUCUCCGGCUGAGUCAGUCUGUCCUCUCUGCCCUGAACAUGCUCCAUCGCCACUCUCUGAGCCGUUUCCAUGGCAGUGAUGUCGAGGUGGGCGUAUCUGAUAGAGCCCUCUUCUGGUCAGGAAAUAAAGGGGGGAGAUAAGAGAAGAAAUGUGUUUUCCUACAGCGUGUCUUAUCCUGCCAUUGAUGCAUACAGUGAGAACAUGCAGUGAUCAUCAAUCAUUAAAACACAUUAUUGGGCCAUUUUGUUCUGUAUAAAUAAUUUUUAUUGGUAUGUUGGAAAUACAGAUUUAAAGCAUUUCAUCUCUGAUUCAAAAAUGCAUUUAAGUUCUUUCAUUUUCACACCUGGGAGUUUUAUUACAUUUUCCCUGUUGUAAUUUGCAUCAUGUCACUGUUUUAAAUUGUUUCAUUUCCACAGUACAAAUAUAUGUGAUUAUAUUACAUACAUAAUUUAAGCUCGAAAAUUAAAUUCAUGCCUGUUUUUCAUCAAGAA